Hyaena hyaena (striped hyena) is the source of this 2109-nucleotide messenger RNA. It is a transcript of the gene PALM3, whose product is annotated as paralemmin 3. Bases 109 to 1926 code for a protein of 605 amino acids. The record is from RefSeq and is a predicted model, not a curated record. Lineage: Eukaryota; Metazoa; Chordata; Mammalia; Carnivora; Hyaenidae. The transcript has 6 exons. Gene Ontology annotation, biological process: Toll signaling pathway; response to lipopolysaccharide; negative regulation of cytokine-mediated signaling pathway.
GAGAAGCGGCGGCUGCAGGAGGAGAUCCGCGCCGCGCGCCGGGAGCUGGAAGAGGAGAAACUCCGCGUGGAGCGGCUCAAGAGGAAGUCUCUCCGGGAGCGUUGGCUAAUGGACGGGGCAGCCGAUGAGCGGCAGCAGCAGGAGGACUCCACCUCUAAGGACCCCGAGUCACCCGAGGUCCAGGCUCAGGCCCGAAUCCGGAACUUGGAAGACAGUUUGUUCACACUCCAGUCCCAGCUGCAGCUGUUGCAAAGUGCGUCCACAGGUGCCCAGCACAAGUCAGCGGGCAGGCCCACCUGGCGCAGACAGGGCCCGCGACCUCUCUCCCAGCCUCCCCUGGAGCCAGGUCCCACAGGCCAUGCUGAUCUGAACAAGAGAGCCUCCCUACCUGCUGGGCUCGUGGACACAUCCCCCGAGUGUCCCUCUGAGCCCAGAGAGGCUGUCAGAGUUCCCCCCGCCCUGAGGCUGUUCCCUGGGGCAGCAGGGACCCCCUCAGAAGCCAAUGGCCCCUGCCCCGGUCCCAGCCCCCCUCCAGAACAGGGACCCAGUCAGGGGCCCACAGCAUCGGAGGGGGGCGUGGGUGAGGCCAAAGGAGGGAGUGUGGUGAAGGUGGUAUGGGAGGGGCUGAGGGCCACAGAGGACUAUGCCACGGAGGCCACGGGCCCAGAGCUGGAGGCCAAGGUGGAGGAGAUGGUGCUGGAGGCCAUUGGGGACAGGCAGGAAGCCUCCUGCGCAGAGCUCCCGUCCUGGGUGAAGGAGGACAGGGGCGUCGUGGAAGUGGUCUGGGAGGGGGUGGGCGGGCCGGGGAGCAGCGAAGCAGAGGCCACAGGGGAGGGGGGCGGGGGCCAGGAGGCCGCACAGGCCAGCUCCCCGAGGCCCCAGGUGAGGCCAGAGGGAGCAGCUCCUGGAGAAGGAGGUGUCCCCAGGGGCAGCCCUGAUGGUGACGGGCCAGGGGGCUCUGGAGGAGACGAAGGGUCCUUCAUUUGGGUGGAGAGGGUGACCCUCAGCGAGGAGUGGGAGGAGCUGGUCGUGGAGGGGCUGGAAGGGCCCAGGGCAUGGGGAAGGGGGGGAGGGCCUGGGAGUCCGCUGUGGGGGGAGAGGGGGUCAGGAGAGGAAGCCUGGGGGGCGGGGGGGAGCCUAGCAGAGGAAGCAGGGGAAUUACUGGGCGCAGGGAAGAAAGGGCCAGAGGAAGAGACAGGGGCAGACAUGUCUCCGGUGCGGGAGAGGGGGAGAAGCGAAGACUCUUUGGAGCCAGAGAGGAGAGGAGGGGAGGGAAGGCUGAGGACAGAGAGGAAAGCAGUUGAGGAAGCAGCGCCAGCCACAGGAAAGGCAGUUGAGGGACCUCUGAGGGCAGAGAGGGAAGGAGGUGAGGAGCCAUUGCAAGUAGAGCAGAAAGGAGAUGAAGAAGAACCAGAGGCAGCUGAAGAACCAUUGGUGACAGAGAGAAAAGGAGGCGAAGAGUCCCUGGAGGCAGAGCGAGCAGGAGGGGAGGGGCCCCUGGAGGCGGAGAAGACCGAAGUGGUUGAGGAAGAGCUCAGUCCAGGGGAGCAGAGAGAGUCGGGGAGAGGACAGGAAUGUCAGGCAAAGGAAGGGAGUGAGGCAGAGUCAAGGCCAGAAGAGGAAGGACCACAGCCCCAGGAGAAGCAGGAAGGCUCCCUGGAGGAAGAAUCUGUAAGGCCCCAAACGCCUGCUGAGGGCCAGGGCCCCUCUGGGGACGCCACCCCCCUGCUGGCGGAGACCCCAGCUCCAGAGCAGCCCGCCGAGUGCCAGCCACUGCUUGCCGUGGAAGGGCCCGGGGCCAACCCCAGUGCCCGCCCCGUGCCCACCUACGCACCUGCCCGGCAGCCCGAGCCACCCGCCCCUCCCGAGGGGGGAGAGGCAAGUGGCCCCAAGCAAAAGACGUGCCAGUGUUGUGUGGUCAUGUGAGCCCACACCCUCCACCCGGCGCCCAGCUCCUCUCACAGCUACCUCGGCCUCUUGGCAUCCAGUAGCGGGUCCCGGGCACAGACAGGGCACCACGGAACUGACUGUGGCACCCGGGAGCCAGCUGGCCCGCACGCCCACCUCCACCCGGGCUUCCGGACCCCUCGCCCACUGCCUGUGACCCUG